This is a messenger RNA of Populus trichocarpa (black cottonwood), 1110 nucleotides long. RefSeq lists its product as uncharacterized. Bases 1 to 1110 code for a protein of 369 amino acids. The transcript has 5 exons. The record is from RefSeq and is a predicted model, not a curated record. Lineage: Eukaryota; Viridiplantae; Streptophyta; Magnoliopsida; Malpighiales; Salicaceae.
AUGCCGAGAACAACUCCUGGUGCUCAAAAAUCUCUUCAGAAUUGUUGGCAAAGAAAGGAAGUAGUUGAAUGGUGUGAUCUUGCUUUAGCGAAGUGGAUGAUUGAUGCAUGUGUGUCAUUUAAUGCUGUUAACUCUGUGUAUUAUCAGCAUGCCAUAGAUGUUGUAACAGCCAUGGGUCCUGGUUAUAAAGGACCAAACUUGCAUGCUAUUCGUGGUUAUUACUUGGUAAAAGCGGUUGAUGAAGUCAAGAUUUAUGUUGAGACUUAUCGAGAGAUUUGGAAGAAGACUGAAAACAUUGUGCAUAUGGUGAUUGAUAAUGCUACAAAUUAUGUUGUUGCUGGCAAGUUAUUGAUGGAAGAAUUUCCUUCAAUAUUUUGGUCUCCUUGUGCUGCUCAUUGCAUCAACCUCAUACUCCAGGACAUUGGAAGUUCACUGGAGGAAAAAGAAAUACUUCGUCUAGCUCCUACUCAUUUUGCUACCAAUUUCAUUGCAUUGCAAAGCAUUUUAGCUCAUAAAGAUGAGUUGAGAGCUAUGGUGACAUCUAGGAAAUGGGUCUCAUCUGCUUAUGCUAAAUAUAGCAAAGGAAAAAAGUUUGUUGAGAGUGUGCUAGACUCUCUGUUUUGGGAAGAAUGUGCAAUAAUUGUGCGAAUGAGUGAGCCUUUAAUUCGAGUUCUACGAAUGGUUGAUGGUGAUGAUAGACUUUCGAUGGGAUAUUUGUAUGAUGUUAUUCAUCAUGCAAAAGAAGAAAUGAUGAGGAGAUUUCAAAAGAGAAAGGCUAAAGUGAAACCUUUCAUAGACAUUAUCAAUAAUCGCACCAUUUCUGGACUUCUAGAUGUUCUUGAGAAGUAUGCACAUGGAAAUCUACCAUUGCAAAGUAAGAUUACAAGUGAGAUGAAGUUGUUUAGGAAUGCUGAACAUGACUUUGGUCGAACGUCCGCAAUAAAUAAUCGCACCCUUAUGCCUCCAGAUGAUUGUGUUGAUGAAGUUUCAAAAGACCAUGCUGAUGAUUUAUUAGGUGUUGAUGAGAUUGGCUCAUUUCCAUCGACAUUUGAUCUAAAUUUUUCUUCCAUGGACACAGAAGAACUUAAUGUGUUCAUUCAACAAAAGUGA